CCUGAGCCCGGAGCGUGCACGCACCGAGACGCCUUGCGGGAGCGAGCGCGUCCGGGAGCCCGCGGGCCGAGAAACGCAGCGGGUCUGGAGACCCGCGCCCGCGGCGCAGGUUACUGUGGAGCAUAAGCAAUGGAUUCCUUGGACCACAUGCUGACGGAUCCCUUGGAACUGGGCCCGUGUGGCGAUGGACAUGGCACUCGGAUCAUGGAGGACUGCCUCCUGGGGGGCACUAGGGUCAGUCUGCCUGAGGACCUUCUGGAGGAUCCCGAGAUAUUCUUUGAUGUAGUCAGCCUCUCAACGUGGCAGGAAGUACUGAGUGACUCCCAGCGUGAGCACCUCCAGCAGUUCCUGCCCCACUUUCCUGAAGACAGUAUCCAGCAGCAAAGUCAGCUCAUCCUCGCCCUCUUCAGCGGGGAGAACUUCCGCUUUGGAAACCCUCUGCACAUUGCCCAGAAGCUUUUCCGAGAUGGACAUUUCAACCCGGAGGUGGUCAAGUACCGGCAGCUGUGCUUCAAGUCACAGUACAAGCGCUACCUCAGCUCCCAGCAGCAGUACUUCCACCGGCUGCUGAAGCAGAUCCUGGCCUCCCGGAAUGACCUCCUGGAGAUGGCCCGGCGGAGUGGUCCUGCCUUCCCCUCCAGGCAGAAGCGGCCGUCACCAUCCCGCACCCCUGAGGAGCGGGAGUGGCGGACCCAGCAGCGCUACUUGAAGGUCCUGCGGGAGGUGAAGGAGGAGUGUGGGGACACAGCCUUGUCGUCUGAUGAGGAAGCCGCAUUGGAUUUACAAGAAAAAUUUUCUUUUGAAGAUCUCAGCUCAUGGCUUCCGAGCUCUCCAGCACGCUCUCCUAGCCCUGCGGUGCCCCUGCGGGUGGUGCCCACGCUUGCCACCACCGACAUGAAAACCGCAGAUAAAAUAGAGCUGGGGGACAGUGACCUGAAGAUAAUGUUAAAGAAGCACCAUGAGAAGCGGAAGCAUCAGCCAGAUCACCCGGACCUUUUGACGGGGGACCUGACUCUCAGUGACAUCAUGACACGAGUAAAUGCCGGCAGGAAGGGCUCCCUCGCAGCCCUGUAUGACUUGGCUGUCCUUAAAAAAAGAGUUAAAGAAAAAGAGGAAAAGAAGAAGAAGAAAAUAAAAAUGAUCAAGUCAGAGGCAGAGGAUCUGGCUGAACCGCUAAGCGGUACUGAAGGGCUCCCCCCGCUCUCACAGGCUCCAUCUCCACUGGCCAUACCUGCCAUCAAGGAGGAGCCUCUUGAAGACCUCAAGCCAUGUCUUGGAAUCAAUGAAAUAUCUUCCAGCUUCUUCUCUCUUCUCCUGGAGAUCUUGCUGAUAGAGGGGCAGGCUAGCCUUCCUAUGCUAGAAGAGCGAGUUUUGGACUGGCAGUCAUCACCCGCCAGCUCCCUCAAUAGCUGGUUUUCUGCAGCCCCCAACUGGGCGGAGUUGGUGUUACCAGCCCUGCAGUAUCUUGCUGGGGAAAGCCGUGCUGUACCUUCCAGCUUCUCUCCUUUUGUUGAAUUCAAAGAGAAGACCCAGCAAUGGAAAUUGCUUGGCCAGUCCCAAGAUAAUGAAAAGGAAUUAGCUGCACUUUUCCAGCUAUGGCUGGAAACCAAAGACCAGGCCUUCUGUAAGGAAAAUGAAGACAGCUCAGAUGCCACGACGCCUGUUCCUCGGGUAAGAACUGACUAUGUGGUGCGGCCCAGCACGGGAGAGGAGAAGCGCGUUUUUCAGGAGCAGGAGCGUUACAGGUACAGCCAGCCCCACAAGGCCUUCACCUUCCGCAUGCAUGGCUUCGAGUCCGUUGUGGGGCCCGUGAAGGGCGUGUUUGACAAGGAGACCUCGCUCAACAAGGCUCGAGAGCACUCGCUGCUCCGCUCUGACCGGCCAGCCUAUGUCACCAUCCUGUCCCUGGUUCGUGAUGCAGCGGCGCGGCUGCCCAACGGUGAGGGCACGCGGGCGGAGAUCUGCGAGCUGCUCAAGGACUCCCAGUUCCUGGCGCCCGACGUCACCAGCACUCAGGUGAACACAGUGGUGAGCGGUGCCCUGGAUCGGCUGCAUUACGAGAAGGACCCGUGCGUGAAGUACGACAUUGGCCGGAAGCUGUGGAUCUAUCUGCAUCGUGACCGGAGCGAGGAAGAGUUUGAGCGGAUCCACCAAGCCCAGGCAGCUGCUGCUAAAGCCAGAAAAGCCCUUCAACAAAAACCCAAGCCCCCAUCCAAGGUGAAGUCCAGCAGCAAGGAGAGUUCCAUGAAGGUCCUUGGCGGUGGCCCUUCUGAGCAGAGCCAGAUGAGCCUCAGUGACUCCAGCAUGCCUCCCACCCCUGUCACUCCCGUGACCCCCACCACUCCGGCUUUGCCCACCACCCCUAUCUCCCCUCCGCCUGUGUCAUCAGUGAGCAAAAGUGGCCCCACUCCAGUCUCAGAACCAGCGAAAUCUAGUUCAGGCGUUCUUCUUGUGUCUUCACCAACAAUGCCGCAGCUGGGGACAAUGCUUUCCCCGGCCUCCGGCCAGACUCCACCAAGUUCCCAGGCCACAGCCCGUGUUGUGAGCCACUCUGGCUCGGCGGGGCUCCCCCAGGUGCGGGUGGUGGCCCAGCCCAGCCUUCCUGCCGUCACUCAGCAGUCAGCAGGGCCAGUGCUGCCACAGAUGCCAGCAGGACCCCAGAUCCGCGUUCCGGCCACUGCCACACAGACCAAGGUCGUGCCCCAGACAGUAAUGGCCACCGUUCCAGUCAAAGCUCAGACGGCAGCAGCUGCGGUGCAGCGGCCUGGCCCCGGGCCGGCAGGGCUCACGGUGACCAGUCUCCCUGCCUCCGCCAACCCUGUGAGCAAACCAGCCACCAGCUCUCCUGGGAGCUCGGCUCCGAGUGCCCCCACGGCUGCCGUCAUUCAGAACGUCACAGGACAGAACAUUAUCAAGCAGGUGGCGAUCACUGGGCAGCUUGGCGUGAAGCCCCAGGCGAGCAGCAGCAUCCCACUCACAGCCACUAACUUCCGUAUCCAGGGUAAGGAUGUUCUGCGUCUGCCACCCUCUUCCAUCACCACGGACGCCAAAGGCCAGACGGUUCUGCGAAUUACUCCAGACAUGAUGGCCACGUUGGCCAAGUCCCAGGUCACCACAGUCAAACUGACCCAGGACCUCUUUGGGACAGGAGGUGGCACUGCAGGCAAAGGCAUCUCUGCUACCUUACAUGUCACUUCCACUCCAGUCCAUGCCGCUGACAGCCCUGCCAAGGCCAGUCCAGCCAGUGCCUCUUCGUCCACUCCAGCAGGGACCACUGUGGUCAAAGUGACUCCUGACCUCAAGCCAACAGAAGCCUCGAGUUCUGCUUUCCGCUUGAUGCCAGCACUGGGUGUGAGUGUGGCAGACCAGAAGGGGAAAAGCACAGUGGCCUCUUCUGAGGCAAAACCGGCUGCCACCAUCCGUAUCGUGCAGGGCCUGGGCGUGAUGCCUCCCAAGGCAGGCCAGACCAUCACGGUGGCUGCUCACGCCAAGCAAGGGGCCUCCAUGGCCAGCGGGUCUGGAACUGUCCAUACUUCCGCAGUGUCCUUGCCCAGCGUGAAUGCUGCCGUGUCCAAGACUGUGGCUGUGGCUUCCGGGGCUGCCAACACCCCCAUCAGCAUCGGGGCAGGAGCCCCCACCGUGCGGCAGGUCCCUGUCAGCACCACGGUUGUCUCCACGUCCCAGGCCGGGAAGCUGCCUGCACGGAUCACGGUUCCCCUGUCUGUCAUUAGCCAGCCCAUGAAGGGCAAGAGUGUGGUCACAGCCCCCAUCAUCAAAGGCAACCUCGGGGCCAACCUCAGUGGGCUGGGCCGCAACAUCAUCCUUACCACCAUGCCAGCGGGUACCAAGCUCAUUGCCGGCAACAAGCCGGUGAGUUUCCUCACUGCUCAGCAGUUGCAGCAGCUUCAGCAGCAAGGUCAGGCCACACAGGUGCGCAUCCAGACUGUCCCCGCAUCCCAUCUUCAACAGGGAACAGCCUCUGGUUCCUCCAAAGCGGUCUCCACUGUCGUCGUGACCACAGCUCCGUCUCCUAAACAGGCACCUGAGCAGCAGUGAUGCUGAGGGAGGAGGACGGCUGCUGUGGACGCCACACCCAGUCGGCCCUCCUGGCUGGCAGGAGGGAGCCAGGUGGCUGCAUCGUGCCUCAGGAAGGCCAGCGGUGGGAUGAUGGCACGGCUGCCGCCCCGAGGGGAGUGCGCUGUGAAAGGUUCACUGGGCUUCCGAGGUCUGUUGUAUCUAGUCCAGGAGAAGCUUCUCUGGUGGGGCUGUGUAAGCCUGUCGAGGUCACACAAGCCACGUUGCCUUCUGAGAGCAGGGCCCUGAGGGCAGGCAGGCGGGUGGGCGGUUACACCCUGUGCGGACGAUGAAUGGGCCUCACGCCAGGCGGGGGAUUGUGUUGAGCUUCUGGUCUUCUCUAUGACUGGUGGUCUGGUCCAAGUUCUGUUUCCAAAUGUUUUUAUGCAACAGGUCUUUUUCAGGUAGAAACCUGGCCCACCCCUACGCCUGCCCCAGACCUAUUACUUGUUCUUUUGACCAGAAUGAGAGAAAAGUAAGAGUCUCAGUGAGUUGGUGGCUGACUUGCCAUCUGCAUGGUGAUGGAGUGGCUGUAAGAUGGGGGAGAAAUGUGGGGCGUGAGGGAGUGGGUUCCCCAAAACAUGAGUAGUUUGGCAGCAGCUCUUAAAGUUGGGGUGUCAGGAUCUUGAUGGUGGUCUGUAUCUGCUGGUUUUGCCUGUUGAUUUUGCCCUCCUAAGCAAGCCUGUCCACACACAAGUCCAGGACCAGUGGACAGAGUGGGCAAACGCCAGCAGAGAUGCUGCUUUUGCAGCACAGACUUCAUUGUAGUUCAGAGAUUAUACGUUUAGCUUUGCACCAGAGUACGAGUCAGCAAACACCUUGGGUUACCCUAUUUAUAAAUAAAAUUUUACACGGGAA
This is a messenger RNA of Phacochoerus africanus (Common warthog), 4932 nucleotides long. It is a transcript of the gene NFRKB, whose product is annotated as nuclear factor related to kappaB binding protein. NCBI's taxonomy places the organism in Eukaryota, Metazoa, Chordata, Mammalia, Artiodactyla, Suidae. The transcript has 26 exons. Bases 130 to 4056 code for a protein of 1308 amino acids. Gene Ontology annotation, molecular function: protease binding. Gene Ontology annotation, cellular component: Ino80 complex. The record is from RefSeq and is a predicted model, not a curated record.